AUGAAGCUAUCUGAAAACCGAACCGCUAGAAGAGCAAUGUGCAGAACUGAUGUAUACCAACCUACAAACCACCUAAUUGAUUGCGCAGGAGAUCAAUCACUGGAAAACAUUCCUCACCUAGCCACCAACAGCUCUGCACCGCAAAAUUGGUGUAAACCUCCGCCAGGUUUUCUCAAGGUGAAUUGCGAUGCUGCGUGGUCAGCUCCGGCAUCGCGCGGGGGAGUCGGUUGGGUCAUUCGGGACACUUUCGAGUUGCUGCUCUGUGCUGGUGGCCAGGGGGACCUCCAUGGCUCCUCCGCUCUUAUGAUGGAGCUUCUUGCUAUUCGUCAUGCUCUUAGUGCAUGUGUUCAUUUCCAUCUCACUGACUUAAUAGUGGAGUCGGAUACUCAGACAGGAAUCUUGAUGCUUACUGGACAAAUUGCAGUAGUCUCAGAUCUGGAGGGGAUUAUUUUUGAUAUCAAACACUUGGUGGCUUCUCUUUCUCGGGUCUCCUUUGUGUUCGCUCCCAAGGCUUGUAACAAAGCUGCUCACACUGUGGCUGGUUUCGUUUCUAAACAGGAGGGUAAUCAUGUUUGGGAUGACUUUGGAACUGACUGGCUUUUCAAUAUUCUUGCUUCCGAUGUUCCCGAAGAAAUCAUAUACGAAAUCUUGCUAAGGUUACCCGUCAAAUCUCUACUUGGGUGCACGGCAGUGUGCAAGUCAUGGAGUUGUAUGAUCAAAAGCCCUACCUUCAUCCACACCCAUCUGAUCAACCGAUUAAUCGAAUCCAACCGUCGAAACAACGACGGCGUUCAACUCCUCCUUCACAAUCCUGAAUUUGAGCUUUACUCAUUGUACAGGGAUGACGACGACCCCCGUGCAUCAUCAUCUACGCUUAGGGAGUAUAUCGAUCUUGACAAUCCAUAUGAAGUUAACGCCGAACGCACCAGAAACCAUACCUGGGGAUCCGAGUUUGUCGGAACUUGUAACGGGCUCGUGUGCCUUGCUGGGGAAGACAUUGACUUGACUACAUUAGUUUGGAACCCUAGCAUCAGAAAGUUUGUGGUUUUGCCCAAGUCUGGUGUUACCUUUUGUCAUGGAUAUGAUCGUCGAGAAGCAAGAUGCUCCUUUGGCUACGACAGGCGUGCCAAUGACUAUAAGGUCUUACGAAGAGUGUCUUGUUUGCAAGAAGGCAAAUUUAUCUCAUGUCAAUAUGAGAUUUGGUCGUUAGCCAAGGGCUCUUGGAAGACUCUCAAUACUGGUAAUGAUCGUCAUCAUCAUGAACGUGACAUCGAACAACGGGACUUUGAUGCUGGUCAUCCGCCUGCUUUUGUCAAUGGUGCUCUGCAUUGGGUUCAAGUCAACGUGAACACCGGGAAUAUUUCCGUUGAGUCGUUUGAUAUGUCCGAUGAAGUAUUCGGCAAGAUAACCAUACCACCAGAAGCUGAAAAACAAAAAUGUUUCGAUUCUGAUCCACAUUGCGUGGUGUCGAGGUACGGACAGUCCCUUGCAUUUUUCGAAAGCUCUGAGGAGAGGAGAGAAAGUGUUGGUUGUGGUUGGCUUCUUCACAUGACCAUGUGGGUGAUGAAAGAGUAUGGUGUGGCCAAAUCAUGGGAUAAACUCUUUGCAAUAUGCCUGGAAGGGAGUAUUUGUAGACUGGUUGGUUGUAGAAAAAGUGGUGAUGAAGUUGUGCUCAAACUGAUUGUUGAUAACGUUCAAUAUCGGUCUGUGAACUCUAAGACCAAACAAGUUAAGAAUUUGCAAAUUAAAGGAUCGUGCUGUUACUCGGUCAUGGAUGCUUUUACUGAAAGCCUUGUCUUGCUUGACCAGCCUAAUGUAUUUACAUACUAA
This is a messenger RNA of Prunus armeniaca (apricot), 1830 nucleotides long. The record is from the annotation of a GenBank genome assembly. NCBI's taxonomy places the organism in Eukaryota, Viridiplantae, Streptophyta, Magnoliopsida, Rosales, Rosaceae.